AUGGCUUCUUCUGCUACUGGAUUACCUAACUAUACUGCUACUGAUUACGCCAAGUUUGCUUUGGCCGGUGCCAUUGGAUGUGGUGUUACCCACGGGGCCAUGACUCCCAUCGAUGUGAUCAAAACCAGAAUUCAAUUGGAACCAACUGUUUACAACACUGGUAUGGUUGGAUCCUUCAAAAAGAUCGUUGCGGGUGAAGGUGUCGGUGCUUUAUUGACUGGUUUGGGACCAACCAUCUUGGGUUACUCUAUGCAAGGUGCUUUCAAGUUUGGUGGAUACGAAUUAUUCAAGAAGACCUUCGUCGAAUACUUGGGUUUGGAAACUUCCAAGAAUUACAAGGAUGCUAUCUACAUUGGUUCUUCUGCUUUGGCUGAAUUCUUCGCUGAUAUUGCUUUGUGUCCAUUGGAAGCUACCAGAAUCAGAUUGGUGUCUCAACCUACCUUUGCUAACGGUUUGAUUGGCGGUUUCUCCAGAAUCUUCAAGGAAGAAGGUGCUGGUUCUUUCUACAACGGUUUCACCCCAAUCUUGUUCAAGCAAAUUCCUUACAACAUUGCUAAGUUUUUGGUUUUCGAAAGAGCUUCUCAAGCUAUCUUCGGUUUCGUUCCUACUCCAAAGUCCGAAUUGUCCACUCUUUCUUUGACUGGUAUCGACUUACUUGCUGGUAUCAUCGCUGGUUGUUCUGCUGCUUUCGUUUCUCAACCUGCUGACACUUUGUUGUCCAAGGUUAACAAGACCAAGAAGGCUCCAGGUCAAUCCACCAUUGGCUUAUUGGGUCAAUUGGCCAAAGAAUUGGGUGUCAAGGGCUCAUUCGCCGGUUUGCCAACCCGUUUGAUCAUGGUGGGUACUUUGACUUCCUUGCAAUUUGCCAUCUAUGGUAAGAUUAAGGGUGCCUUGAACUGUCCUCCAGCUGUUACCUUGUAA
Messenger RNA from Yamadazyma tenuis ATCC 10573, 921 nucleotides. RefSeq names its product Mir1p (gene MIR1). NCBI's taxonomy places the organism in Eukaryota, Fungi, Ascomycota, Pichiomycetes, Serinales, Debaryomycetaceae. Gene Ontology annotation, cellular component: mitochondrial inner membrane. Gene Ontology annotation, biological process: mitochondrial phosphate ion transmembrane transport. The record is from RefSeq and is a predicted model, not a curated record. Gene Ontology annotation, molecular function: phosphate transmembrane transporter activity.